GUUACAUUGGAUUUGGAAAGUGCGCAACUAGAACUAGAAGCUGCCGAGGCUAGUAAAAGAGCUGUAGAUGCCAAGCGGCGUGCCGCGGCAGCUUUACGAGCAGAUGGGUUGGUUCGGAUUGCAAAGAAAGCGGACGAUGUACCCGUCGAUGAUCAAAUCAGGGUAAAACAUCCUUUAGCAGAAGAAAAGGUUGCAUCACCGACGCUGAGACAUCCUUGGGAUUAUGAACCGAAUAAUUUCUAUACAAAGCCCAGUUCCGAUAUGGUAGGCUUCAAGAUUGAUAAGUUGCUUUUUAUAUUUACUCCAAGGUAA
This is a messenger RNA of Echinostoma caproni, 312 nucleotides long. The record is from the annotation of a GenBank genome assembly. Lineage: Eukaryota; Metazoa; Platyhelminthes; Trematoda; Plagiorchiida; Echinostomatidae.